Molecule: messenger RNA, 11855 nt
Organism: Tupaia belangeri chinensis (Chinese tree shrew)
Lineage: Eukaryota; Metazoa; Chordata; Mammalia; Scandentia; Tupaiidae
Gene: HTT
Product: huntingtin
Biological process (GO): microtubule-based transport
Cellular component (GO): cytoplasm; nucleus
Source: RefSeq, a predicted model, not a curated record
GCCGCCACCCCCGCCACCGCCGCCCGGCCCGUCCGUGGCUGAGGAGCCACUGCACCGACCAAAGAAAGAACUCUCAGCUACCAAGAAAGAUCGUGUGAAUCAUUGUCUGACAAUAUGUGAAAACAUAGUGGCACAGUCUCUCAGAAAUUCUCCAGAAUUUCAGAAACUUCUCGGCAUCGCUAUGGAACUUUUUCUGCUGUGCAGUGAUGAUGCAGAGUCAGAUGUCAGGAUGGUGGCUGAUGAAUGCCUCAACAAAGUUAUAAAAGCUUUGAUGGAUUCUAAUCUCCCGAGGUUGCAGUUAGAACUCUAUAAGGAAAUUAAAAAGAAUGGUGCCCCUCGAAGUUUGCGUGCAGCCCUGUGGAGGUUUGCUGAGUUGGCUCACUUGGUUCGGCCCCAGAAAUGCAGGCCUUACCUGGUAAAUCUUCUGCCAUGCCUAACCCGGACCAGCAAGAGACCUGAGGAAUCAGUCCAAGAAACCUUGGCUGCUGCAGUUCCCAAAAUUAUGGCUUCUUUUGGCAAUUUUGCAAAUGACAAUGAAAUUAAGGUUCUAUUAAAGGCUUUUAUAGCGAAUCUGAAGUCAAGCUCCCCUACCAUUCGGCGGACAGCAGCUGGGUCAGCAGUGAGCAUCUGCCAGCACUCAAGGAGGACACAGUAUUUUUAUAGCUGGCUACUAAAUGUGCUCUUAGGUUUGCUAGUUCCUGUUGAGGAAGAGCAUUCUACCCUCCUGAUUUUGGGUGUGUUGCUUACACUGAGGUAUCUGGUGCCCUUGCUACAACAGCAGGUCAAGGACACAAGCCUGAAAGGCAGCUUUGGGGUGACACGGAAAGAAAUGGAAGUCUCUCCCUCUGCAGAGCAGCUUGUCCAGGUUUAUGAGCUGACUUUGCAUCACACGCAGCACCAAGACCACAAUGUGGUGACUGGAGCAUUGGAGCUCUUACAGCAGCUCCUGCGAACGCCCCCGCCUGAGCUCCUGCAAGCACUUACCAUGGCAGGUGGCAUCGGGCAGCUGACUGUGGCUAAAGAUGAGUCUAGUGGCCGAAGCCGUAGUGGGAGUAUUGUGGAACUCAUAGCUGGAGGGGGUUCCUCAUGCAGCCCUGUCCUUUCAAGAAAACAAAAAGGAAAAGUGCUCUUAGGAGAAGAGGAGGCCUUGGACGAUGACUCUGAGUCCAGGUCAGACGUCAGCAGCUCAGCCUUUGCAGCCUCAGUGAAAGGUGAGAUUGGUGGAGAACUGACUGCUUCUUCAGGGGUCUCCACUCCCGGGUCUGCUGGUCAUGACAUCAUUACUGAGCAGCCACGGUCACAGCACACAUUACAGGCAGACUCAGUGGAUCUGUCUAGCUGUGACUUGACAAGUGCUGCCACUGAUGGAGAUGAGGAGGACAUCUUGAGCCACAGCUCCAGCCAGAUUAGUGCAGUCCCAUCUGACCCUGCCAUGGACCUGAACGAUGGGACCCAGGCCUCUUCACCCAUCAGUGACAGCUCCCAGACCACCACUGAGGGGCCUGACUCAGCCGUCACUCCUUCCGACAGUUCUGAAAUUGUUUUAGAUGGUGCUGACAGCCAGUAUGGGAGCAUGCAAAUUGGACAGCCCCAGGAUGAAGAUGAAGAAGCAGCAGGUGGUCUCCCUGAUGAAGCCUCCACUGCUUUCAGAAACUCUUCCAUUGCUCUUCAGCAAGCACAUUUAUUGAAAAACAUGGGUCAUAGCAGGCAGCCAUCUGACAGUAGUGUAGACAAGUUUGUAUUAAGAGAUGAAGCUGCUGGACCAGGUGAUCAAGAGAACAAGCCUUGCCGAGUCAAAGGUGACAUAGGACAGUCUACUGAUGAUGAUUCUGCUCCUCUUGUUCAUUGUGUCCGUCUUUUAUCUGCUUCGUUUUUACUAACUGGGCAAAAAAAUGCACUGGUUCCAGACAGGGACGUGAGAGUCAGUGUAAAGGCUCUGGCACUCAGCUGUGUUGGGGCAGCUGUGGCCCUUCAUCCAGAAUCUUUCUUCAGCAAACUGUAUAAAGUACCUCUUGACACCAUGGAGUACCCUGAGGAGCAGUAUGUCUCAGACAUCUUGAACUACAUCGAUCACGGAGACCCACAGGUCAGAGGAGCCACUGCCAUUCUUUGUGGGACCCUUGUCUGUGCCAUCCUCAACAGGUCCCGCUUCCAGGUGGGAGACUGGAUGGGCACCAUAAGAACUCUGACAGGAAAUACAUUUUCUCUGGCAGACUGCAUUCCUUUGCUUCAGAAAACAUUGAAGGAUGAAUCUUCUGUCACUUGCAAGUUGGCAUGUACAGCUGUGAGGCACUGUGUCAUGAGUCUCUGCAGCAGCAGCUACAGUGAGUUGGGGUUACAACUGAUUAUUGACCUGCUGGCUUUAAGGAAUAGUGCCUAUUGGCUGGUGAGGACAGAGCUGUUGGAAACUCUUGCAGAGAUUGACUUUAGGUUGGUGAGCUUUUUGGAGGCAAAAGCAGAAAGCUUACAUAGAGGGGCUCAUCAUUAUACAGGGCUUCUAAAACUGCAGGAACGUGUUCUCCAUAAUGUUGUCAUCUACUUACUUGGGGAUGAAGACCCCAGGGUGAGACAUGUUGCUGCAGCAUCGUUAAUGAGGCUCGUCCCAAAACUGUUUUAUAAAUGUGACCAAGGACAGGCAGAUCCAGUAGUGGCCGUGGCAAGAGAUCAAAGCAGCGUUUACUUGAAACUUCUUAUGCAUGAGACGCAGCCACCUUCCCACUUCUCCGUCAGCACAAUCACCAGAAUAUAUAGAGGCUAUAACUUACUGCCAAGUAUAACAGAUGUCACUUUGGAAAAUAACCUUUCGCGAGUUAUUGCAGCAGUUUCUCAUGAACUAAUCGCAUCAACCACGCGAGCGCUCACAUUUGGAUGCUGUGAAGCUUUGUGUCUUCUUUCAACUGCUUUUCCAGUUUGCAUUUGGAGUUUAGGUUGGCAUUGUGGAGCGCCUCCGUUGAGUGCCUCAGAUGAGUCCAGAAAGAGCUGCACUGUUGGGAUGGCCACAGUGGUUCUUACCCUCCUUUCAUCAGCGUGGUUCCCACUGGAUCUCUCAGCCCAUCAAGAUGCUUUGAUUUUGGCUGGAAACUUGCUUGCAGCCAGUGCCCCCAAAUCUCUGAGAAGUUCCUGGACCUCCGAAGAAGAAGCCAACCUAGGCGCCACUAAACAAGAGGAGGUGUGGCCAGCUCUGGGGGAGCGCAGUCUGGUGCCCAUGGUGGAACAGCUGUUCUCCCACCUACUGAAGGUCAUUAAUAUAUGUGCUCACGUCUUAGAUGAGGUGGCUCCUGGACCAGCUAUCAAGGCAGCUUUGCCCUCUCUAACAAACCCCCCUUCUCUAAGUCCCAUCCGACGAAAGGGAAAGGAGAAAGAGCCAGGGGAACAAGCAUCUGUACCGUUGAGUCCCAAGAAAGGCAAUGAGGCCAGCACAGCCUCCAGACAAUCUGAUACCUCAGGGCCGGUCACAACAAGUAAAUCAUCAUCAGUGGGGAGUUUCUAUCAUCUUCCUUCAUACCUCAAAUUGCAUGAUGUCCUGAAAGCUACUCAUGCUAACUACAAGGUCACGUUGGAUCUCCAGAACAGCACUGAAAAGUUUGGGGGUUUUCUGCGCUCUGCCUUGGAUGUUCUCUCUCAGAUUCUAGAGCUGGCGACUCUGCAGGACAUUGGGAAGUGUGUUGAGGAGAUCCUAGGAUACUUGAAAUCCUGCUUUACUCGAGAACCAAUGAUGGCGACUGUUUGUGUUCAACAGUUAUUAAAAACUCUCUUUGGGACAAACCUGGCCUCCCAGUUUGAUGGCUUGUCUUCCAACCCCAGCAAAUCUCAAGGCCGAGCACAGCGUCUGGGCUCUUCCAGCAUGAGGCCAGGCUUGUAUCACUACUGCUUCAUGGCUCCAUACACCCACUUCACCCAGGCCUUAGCUGACGCCAGCCUGAGGAACAUGGUGCAGGCGGAGCAGGAGCACGACACCUCGGGAUGGUUUGAUGUCCUUCAGAAAGUGCCUACCCAAUUGAAGACAAACCUCACAAGCAUUACAAAAAACCGUACAGAUAAGAAUGCUAUUCAUAAUCACAUUCGUUUAUUUGAACCUCUUGUUAUAAAAGCUUUAAAACAGUAUACAACAACAACAUCUGUACAAUUACAGAAGCAAGUUUUAGAUUUGCUGGCACAGCUGGUUCAAUUACGGGUUAAUUACUGUCUUCUGGAUUCAGAUCAGGUAUUCAUUGGAUUUGUGCUGAAACAGUUUGAAUACAUCGAAGUGGGCCAGUUCAGGGAAUCUGAGGCAAUUAUUCCGAACAUCUUUUUCUUCCUGGUAUUACUGUCUUAUGAACGCUAUCAUUCAAAACAGAUCAUUGGAAUUCCUAAGAUCAUUCAGCUCUGUGAUGGCAUCAUGGCCAGUGGGAGGAAGGCUGUGACACAUGCCAUACCGGCCCUACAGCCCAUAGUCCAUGACCUCUUUGUAUUAAGGGGAACAAAUAAGGCUGAUGCAGGAAAAGAGCUUGAAACCCAAAAAGAAGUAGUGGUGUCAAUGUUACUGAGACUCAUCCAGUACCAUCAGGUGUUGGAGAUGUUUAUCCUUGUUCUGCAGCAGUGCCACAAGGAGAAUGAGGACAAGUGGAAACGGCUGUCGCGACAGAUAGCUGACAUCAUCCUCCCGAUGUUAGCCAAACAGCAGAUGCACAUUGACUCUCAUGAAGCCCUUGGAGUGUUAAAUACUUUAUUUGAGAUUUUGGCUCCUUCAUCCCUCCGUCCUGUGGACAUGCUUUUACGGAGUAUGUUCGUCACUCCAAACACAAUGGCAUCUGUGAGCACUGUUCAACUGUGGAUAUCAGGAAUUCUAGCCAUUCUGAGAGUUUUAAUUUCCCAGUCAACUGAAGAUAUUGUCCUUUCUCGUAUUCAAGAGCUCUCCUUCUCUUCUUAUUUAAUCUCCUGUCCAGUAAUUAAUAGGUUAAGAGAUGGUGAUAGUAAUUCAACACUGGAAGAGCACAGCGAAGGGAAACAAAUGAAGAAUUUGCCAGAAGAAACGUUUUCAAGGUUUCUAUUACAACUGGUUGGUAUUCUUUUAGAGGACAUUGUUACAAAACAGCUAAAAGUGGAAAUGAGUGAACAGCAACAUACUUUCUAUUGCCAAGAACUAGGCACACUGCUCAUGUGUCUGAUCCACAUCUUCAAGUCUGGAAUGUUCCGGAGAAUCACAGCAGCUGCCACUAGACUCUUCACCAGCGAUGGCUGUGAUGGCAGUUUCUAUACACUGGAGAGCUUGAACGCGCGGGCGCGCUCCAUGAUCCGCACACAUCCGGCCCUGGUGCUACUCUGGUGUCAGAUCCUGCUACUGGUCAACUACACUGACUACCGCUGGUGGGCAGAGGUGCAGCAGACGCCCAAAAGACACAGUCUGUCCAGCACGAAGUUGCUUAGUCCCCAGAUGUCUGGAGAGGAGGAAGACUCUGACUUGGCAGCCAAACUUGGAAUGUGCAAUAGAGAAAUAGUGCGAAGAGGGGCUCUCAUUCUCUUCUGUGAUUAUGUUUGUCAGAACCUCCACGACUCUGAGCAUUUGACGUGGCUCAUUGUGAAUCAUGUUCAGGAUCUGAUCAGUCUGUCCCAUGAGCCUCCAGUGCAGGACUUCAUCAGUGCUGUCCACCGAAAUUCCGCUGCUAGUGGCCUUUUCAUCCAGGCAAUUCAGUCUCGCUGUGAAAAUCUUUCAACCCCCACCACUCUGAAGAAAACACUCCAGUGCCUGGAAGGGAUUCAUCUCAGCCAGUCAGGUGCUGUGCUCACCCUGUAUGUGGACAGGCUUUUGUGCACCCCUUUCCGUGUGCUGGCUCGCAUGGUUGAUACCCUCGCCUGUCGCCGAGUAGAAAUGCUUUUGGCUGCAAAUUUACAGAGCAGCUUGGCCCAGUUGCCAGUGGAAGAACUGAACAGAAUCCAGGAGUACCUGCAGAGCAGCGGGCUUGCUCAGAGACACCAAAGGCUCUAUUCCUUGCUGGACAGGUUUCGUCUAUCCCUUGUACAAGACUCAGCUAGCCCCUCUCCUCCAAUCACUUCCCACCCGCUGGACGGGGAUGGGCACAUGUCACUGGAAACAGUGAGUCCAGACAGAGACUGGUAUAUCCGUCUUGUCAAAUCCCAGUGUUGGACCAGGUCAGAUUCUGCACUGCUGGAAGGUGCAGAGCUAGUGAAUCGGAUCCCUGCGGAAGAUAUGAGUGCCUUCAUGAUGAAUUCGGAGUUCAACCUAAGCCUAUUAGGUCCAUGCUUAAGCCUAGGCGUGAGUGAGAUUUCUAGUGGCCAAAGGAGUCCCCUUUUUGAAGCAGCUCGCAGGGUGACUUUCGACCGUGUGUCCAGCAUUGUUCAGCAGCUUCCUUCUGUCCAUCAAGUCUUCCAGCCCUUUCUACCUGUGGAAUCCACAGCUUACUGGAGCAAGUUGAACGAUCUGUUCGGGGAUCCCACAUUGUAUCAGUCCCUGACAACUUUGGCCAGAGCCCUGGCACAGUAUUUGGUGGUGGUCUCCAAACUGCCCUGCUAUUUGCAUCUUCCUGCUGAGAAGGAGAGGGACACAGUGAAAUUUGUGGUGAUGACCCUUGAGGCCCUGUCAUGGCAUCUGAUCCACCAGCAAAUCCCGCUGAGUCUGGAUCUCCAGGCGGGGCUGGACUGCUGCUGCCUGGCCCUGCAGCUGCCUGGACUCUGGAGCGUGGUCUCCUCCACGGAGUUUGUGACUCAGGCCUGCUCCCUCAUCCACUGCGUGCGAUUCAUCCUGGAGGCCAUUGCAGUGCAGCCUGGAGACCAACUUCUCAGUCCAGAGAGAAGAAUGAGUACUCCAAAGGUUGUCGGAGAAGAUGAAGUAGAUUCAAACAUACACAAUCCUAAGUGUGUUACCAUGGCCUGUGAGAUGGUGGCAGAAAUGGUUGAGUCUCUACAGUCAGUGCUGGCCUUGGGUCACAGCCGGAAUAGCAGCAUGCCAGCGUUUCUCACGUCGGUGCUCAGGAACAUUGUCAUCAGCCUGGCACGCCUGCCCCUUGUCAACAGCUACACUCGUGUGCCUCCCCUGGUGUGGAAAUUAGGAUGGUCACCCAAACCUGGAGGGGAUUUUGGCACAGCAUUCCCUGAGAUCCCUGUGGAGUUCCUCCAGGAAAAAGAAGUCUUUAAGGAGUUCAUCUACCGCAUCAACACACUAGGGUGGACCAGUCGCACCCAGUUUGAAGAAACAUGGGCCACGCUCCUCGGUGUUCUGGUGACCCAACCCCUCGUGAUGGAGCAGGAGGAGAGCCCACCAGAAGAAGACACAGAGAGGACACAGAUCAACGUCCUGGCUGUGCAGGCAAUCACCUCCCUGGUGCUCAGUGCGAUGACCGUACCUGUGGCUGGCAACCCAGCUGUGAGCUGCUUGGAGCAGCAACCCCGGAACAAGCCCCUGAAAGCUCUUGAUACCAGGUUUGGGAGGAAGUUAAGCAUUAUCAGAGGGAUUGUAGAGCAAGAGAUCCAAGCAAUGGUUUCCAAGAGAGAGAACAUUGCUACCCAUCAUUUAUACCAGGCCUGGGACCCUGUUCCUUCUCUGUCUCCGGCUACUACAGGCACCCUCAUCAGCCACGACAAGCUACUGCUGCAGAUUAACCCCGAACGAGAGCUGGGGAACAUGAGCUAUAAACUUGGCCAGGUGUCCAUACAUUCUGUGUGGCUAGGGAACAACAUCACACCCCUGAGAGAAGAGGAGUGGGACGAGGAGGAGGAGGAAGAGGCUGAUGUCCCGGCACCUUCAUCACCACCCACAUCUCCAGUCAACUCCAGGAAACACCGGGCUGGAGUUGAUAUCCACUCCUGUUCUCAGUUUUUGCUUGAAUUGUAUAGUCGCUGGAUCCUGCCAUCUAGUUCAGCCAAAAGGACCCCGGUCAUCCUGAUCAGUGAAGUGGUUCGAUCUCUCCUGGUAGUCUCAGACUUGUUCACUGAACGCAGCCAGUUUGAAAUGAUGUACUCAACCCUGACAGAACUGCGGAGGGUGCACCCCUCAGAAGAUGAGAUUCUCGUACAGUACUUGGUACCUGCCACCUGUAAAGCAGCUGCUGUCCUUGGAAUGGACAAGGCUGUGGCCGAGCCAGUCAGCCGCCUGCUGGAAAGCACACUGAGGAGCAGCUACCUGCCCAGCAGGAUCGCAGCCCUGCACGGUGCCCUCUACGUGCUGGAGUGUGAUCUCCUGGACGACACCGCAAAGCAGCUCAUCCCAGUCCUCAGUGACUACCUUCUCUCCAACCUCAAAGGAGUAGCCCACUGCGUGAACAUCCACAGCCAGCAGCACGUGCUGGUGAUGUGUGCCACUGCCUUCUACUUAAUUGAGAAUUAUCCUCUGGACGUAGGGCCAGAAUUCUCGGCAUCAGUUAUACAGAUGUGUGGAGUGAUGCUCUCAGGAAGUGAGGAGUCCACUCCCUCCAUCGUUUACCACUGCGCCCUUAGAGGCCUCGAGCGCCUCCUGCUCUCUGAGCAGCUGUCUCGGCUGGAUGCAGAAUCCCUGGUCAAGCUGAGCGUGGACAGAGUGAACGUGCACAGCCCGCAUCGGGCUAUGGCAGCCUUGGGUCUGAUGCUUACCUGCAUGUACACAGGAAAGGAGAAAAUCAGUCCAGGUAGAACCUCUGACCCUAACCCUGCAGCUCCGGACAGCGAGUCAGUGAUUGUGGCUAUGGAGCGGGUAUCUGUUCUUUUUGAUAGGAUCAGGAAGGGGUUUCCCUGUGAAGCCAGGGUGGUGGCAAGGAUCCUGCCUCAGUUUUUAGAUGACUUCUUCCCACCCCAGGAUGUCAUGAACAAAGUCAUUGGAGAGUUUCUCUCCAACCAGCAGCCAUACCCCCAGUUCAUGGCCACCGUGGUAUACAAGGUUUUCCAGACUCUGCACAGCACCGGACAGUCGUCCAUGGUUCGUGACUGGGUCAUGCUGUCCCUCUCCAAUUUCACGCAGAGAACACCAGUUGCCAUGGCCAUGUGGAGUCUUUCGUGCUUCUUCGUCAGCGCUUCCACCAGCCCGUGGGUCUCAGCCAUCCUUCCACACAUCAUCAGCAGGAUGGGCAAACUGGAGCAGGUGGAUGUGAACCUUUUCUGCUUGGUUGCCACAGACUUUUACAGACACCAGAUAGAGGAGGAGCUGGAUCGGAGAGCCUUUCAAUCUGUGUUUGAGGUGGUCGCAGCCCCAGGAAGCCCGUAUCAUCGGCUACUGACUUGUUUGAGAAAUGUCCACAAGGUUGCCACCUGUUGAGUGCCCAUGGCCAGAGAGGCCUCGAGGAGGUGGCAGCUGGGGUCAGAGCCUCAACCCUGCACCAAGUGCCCCACCUCCCCAGGGGCUGGCUUGGUCACCGCAGGCUUCUCACGCCACUCGAGCGCAGAGUGGCAGACGGUGUGUGUGUCUGCCACGUGGCAGAAGCUCUCUUUGCAGCAAGUGACCGUGCUGGGCACAUAUGCAGUACUGUUGGGGUUGAGCCUGAGUCCUCACAGAGAGGAGGGGCAGCUGCACUGCUGGCUCUCAGAUGUAGCUGGCUUCCAUCUUGGUCGGCCAGGUGCCUGUCUGCUUCCUAAUGUUCACCUGUUCGGUUGCAGCACGCUUACAGGUCGGCCAUUAGCCCCCCUGGUCCCUUACAGGUGGAAUGCACCACCAGCAGGCUUCAAGAGCACUGCUCCAUGUCUCCCCCAUGGGGUGCGCUUGCCGCGCCUGCUGUCUGGACAGACACUGCAGCAUGUGCUGGGCCGGUGGCUGGGAGCACCAGACACCCAGCGCCAUUCUCCUUUUCUCUGUUUUCUUCUCAGGAUUUAAUAAUUACAUCAGUAAAGAGAUUAAUUUUAACCUUAACUCCUCCUAUGCCCUUGUAAAGUAUGUGAGUUGCAAGGCCUGUGCUGCAUGUGACAGCGUCUGUGGAAGUAGAGGGGAGCCUCUGAGUGCCACCCCUUCUCCCAUAGCGACUCAUCCUCUGUUGAACAGAUCUCUCACAUAACCCUGUUCCACCCAGUGACAUUUCCUUUGCACAUCCUCCUGUUUUACACAUUCGCACUUAAGUAGGAUGUAGGGAGGUGUUAAAUGUUCAGGUGCCUACAGCAAGAAUUCUCCCUGCGGCCCCAUUCCAAGGACUGAGGAGAGGACCCCUCACUGUCCAGUGCAUGGGAGCCCGUGACACCCUCCUCCUCAAACAUGGACAACUUUCACAUCCUCCACUUACCAGUUAGGUGUGACAACUCCCCAGUCACUUAGCAAACAAGGCCAGCCCACCUCGUGGUAAGCAGCCUGUGUUGUAUGCAAAGACGCUGGCCUGAUGGCCUCCAGUUUUGGUCCCGAGCUGGCUGUGGGCUGUGGUCUGCCUCAGAACUUGGCUAGUGGUGUUGGGAGUCCGUCCCAUCCCCAGGGUCUCUUCUGCAUGUUGGACCCAGAUACAUGCCUGGCCUUGGCAGCCCAGGGGUGUGGCUGAGCUAUUUUGUCUGUGCCUCUCCUGGUCAAGAGCAAAGCUUGAUGAAUUGGCAGCUGUAGAGACAGAUCCUUGUACUUCUUUUGCCUCCUUUCCACUCACAUCAGACCUGGGCCCCCGUUCACCUCAGAAGAGGGCUGAUCUGUGCCCACAGGAGCCCAGUGAUGGGGCUGUAUCUGUGGGCAGGAGUGAGUGGGGGAGUGGGGAAGGGACAAUGACUGGUCAGUCCACAGCAGGAGACAACUACAUCCCACCAGAGCCGCCACCUCUACUUACUCCAAGCCCCAAUCCCUGGUGCAGUUUUUUUGUUUCCAGGCCCAAAGUAGCCAACUCAUUAAAAUGAAAAAAGAAUCCUGGACAGUAGGGCUGCCCCUGAUUAAGGAGCUUGAUUUUGGAACUCUGCUUGCCUUUCGGCAGAGAUGUGAGUGUUCUGCCUCCUCAGCCCCCAGAGGCAAGCCUAGCUGGUUUAGUGAUUAUCAUGCUGGUUGUAGGUGACAGUCAGUGUUUCGGGUAUUUAGUGUGGUAAGUGAAGAUCAUUUUGGAGCUGUUUUCCAGAGUCUAAAACAGGAGCAAUCUAUGGCUCUUCAAUUACCGUUCACAUCAGUCUGCAUAGGUGCUGCCUUGAGACCCCUCUUGCCUCAGCAGUUGGAGGGCUGCUGGCAUGCAGAGUUUCCCACCUCCCUUGCACACAAAGUCAAGGGGAGGCUUUUUCCUUCAGCUCCCAGCAGAGGCCUACCCUAGCCAAGACCAUCCUAACCUGGUGCUGGGGCAGCAGAAAUGGUAGAAAUCAAUUCAAUUUUUGAGGAGGAUCUUAAGGGGAGCUACUGAAUUUUAAUGAGAAGCACGAAAGUUACCUUUCUCCCUGUUGGUUUGGGACUCCCCCUUUCCAUCCUAGCUUUUCUUCUAGAAAGCUUGCUAGAAGUGUCUGUGUAUGAAUUCUUAGAAGUCGCUGCUCUACCCUCACCUGCCUCCCCAGGUGGUUUCAGCAGCUCUGAGAGAGGCAGAUCACAGGCUGGAUGUUGUUCCUGGUUAGAUGUUUACAUUUGUGAGAAAUAGCACUGUGAAUGUAAAAUUUGGAGCCAUUCCCCUUAGAAUUUGUGUCACUGGGCUCAGCACAGAGUUUAAUUGGCCCGUUGUGUUUAUUAUGUUAUUUAAAACAGUUCUUAGCAAGGGAGCUUAGAACCUAGCACCCUUCCCCACAGAGGCCUACUUUUGUGCUUCAGAGAGGAAAUGAGUUUAUAAGUAAAAUUACUUCACCCAUGUGUGAGGCUAUAUGUAUGUGCAUGUAUCUACAUCCUUAAUUUUACACACACACACACACACACACACACACACACACACACCUCUCAAGACGAAUAUGCUAGGCCUCUAAGAGUGCCUGGAAGCUGACUUUAUUAAACCUGCCACGGGAAGUCAGCUGCGAGACUCAGGCAUCCAAGA